AUGUACUUUCAACGAACCCGACUUGCUCAUACUGUUCUUUUCCCCUUCCCAGUCAACUUUAGAGGAUCAGAGCAUGGAAACAGCUCGAAAACUAGUUCCACGGGUCAGAUCACAAGCAGCGUACAAACUGACGAAGCUUUUUCCUGCUUUUCGGCCGACCACUUCGAGGUCACAUUAUCAUACAACUCUCUCUCCAAAUCAACUUUCAGGAUUGGCAAGCAGAAUAAGAAUAUUGUCAGUGAACAAGAAGAAGGAAGUCGGGACCACUCAGAAAAGCAAAAACGCUUGCCUAUAUCAGACUUUGAACGAACUCCGAAGAAGUAG
Botrytis porri is the source of this 324-nucleotide messenger RNA. RefSeq lists its product as uncharacterized. The transcript has 4 exons. Bases 1 to 324 code for a protein of 107 amino acids. Lineage: Eukaryota; Fungi; Ascomycota; Leotiomycetes; Helotiales; Sclerotiniaceae. The record is from RefSeq and is a predicted model, not a curated record.